Messenger RNA from Panicum hallii, 1509 nucleotides. RefSeq names its product protein MITOFERRINLIKE 1, chloroplastic. Gene Ontology annotation, molecular function: S-adenosyl-L-methionine transmembrane transporter activity. Gene Ontology annotation, cellular component: mitochondrial inner membrane. The transcript has a single exon. Lineage: Eukaryota; Viridiplantae; Streptophyta; Magnoliopsida; Poales; Poaceae. The record is from RefSeq and is a predicted model, not a curated record. The coding region runs from base 116 to 1249 and encodes 377 amino acids.
GGACCCGCAAGUCAGAGCCAUCCAACCACCCGCCCUCUGAUUAUUUCAGGCAAAUCCACUCGCGUCCAGCCACAAAUCCUCGCCGCCGCCGCCCGGACCCAGCCGAGCCGACGAGAUGCCGCCGCCGCCUUCCAGCUCCACCCCCAGCCUCGCGCUGCGCGCCAUGACCCGGUCCCAGGCGGACCCCGACCUCCCGUCGCUCAUCUCCGACCUCACCUCCCUGCUCCUCCACUCCCCCGCCGCAUCUUCCGGCGCCGCCGCUCCCGUCUUCUCCUCCUCCUCCCUCUCCAUCCCCAUCCCCGCCCCCGCCGCGCCCAAGCCCAAUCCCGCCCCCGCCGCAGCAGUCCCCACCCCUCUCGCGCGCGCCGCCAUCGGGGCCUGCGCGGGCGCCGCCGCAGGGGCCUUCACCUACGCCGCGCUGCUCCCCAUCGACGCCGUCAAGACCCGCCUCCAGGCCGCCGCCGCACCCUCCGCCACCGCCUGGCAGGUCUUCCUCGACAUCCUCCGCACCGACGGGCCCCUCGGCCUCUACCGCGGCCUCUCCGCCGUCAUCCUCGGCUCCGCCUCCUCCUCCGCCGUCUACUUCGGCACCUGCGAGCUCGCCAAGUCGCUGCUCCGCCCCCACCUCCCGCCCUUCCUCGUGCCCCCGCUCGCCGGCGCCAGCGGCAACAUCUCCUCCUCCGCCAUCAUGGUCCCCAAGGAGCUCAUCACGCAGCGCCUCCAGUCCGGCGCCGCAACAGGCCGCUCCUGGCAGGUGCUCCUCCACAUCAUCCAGACCGACGGCUUUUUCGGCCUCUACGCGGGAUAUGCCGCCACGCUCCUCCGCAACCUCCCCACCGGGGUGCUCAGCUACUCCUCCUUCGAGUACCUCAAGGCAUUCACCCUCAAGAGUCGCGACAAGGAGAGCCUCACGCCAGGGGAGAGCGUGCUCUGCGGCGCUCUCGCGGGGGCCAUAUCCGCCGCGCUCACCACCCCGCUGGACGUCGUCAAGACGCGCCUCAUGACCAGGGUGGGAACGGAGGGCAGCCGCACCGUGCUGGGGACGAUGAGGGAGGUGGUCGCGGAGGAGGGGCUCAUGGGCCUCUCCCGUGGCAUUGGCCCCAGGGUGCUGCAUAGCGCGUGCUUCGCGGCGCUAGGCUACUGUGCCUUUGAGACCGCAAGGCUUGCCAUUCUGCAGUGGUACCUUGAAGGUUGCCAAAGGAAGGCUGCAGCACAGCCACAGAUGGAGCCUGCUGCUGCUGCCACUUGAAUUUGCCAUCUCUUCCUUCAUUCCUUGAGGGAAGGUAACUGUUGCUGGUCCUCAGACCUCAGUAUGCUAGUCCUUGAGGAGUGUGAGGUUUUGUUUCAGUUGAGUAGAUCAGGUGUGUAUUGUAUGCUAUCUUGAGGCUGAUGUACCUGUUAAAGUUUCUCGGCUACUGUUUAGCAUCAUCAAGAGUUCAUUGUAGAGUUGAAUGAUUUCAGACCAUAAGAGUUAUAUAAUACCAGGAAAUCAACCAUUUGGUCAUUCUA